UGAACGUGAUUGAGGAGCCUGCAUGCUGUGUAGUGCACACGCCGCCGCAGAAUAGCGCCACACUCCUCUCACGAACUGCGGGUCAUGGCGCUACGGACUGUCCUAAACUUACCUUGUUUUUUAAGUGUACUCGGCGUGUUUUUCCUCACCUAUGUCCCACAUCGGGCGCUGUCCUGUCCGAGCCGCUGUUUAUGUUUUCGUACCACUGUCAGAUGUAUGCAUUUAAACCUGGAAACUGUACCCGCGGUUCUUCCUCAGACCACCAUCCUAGACCUGAGAUUCAACAAAAUCAAGGAUUUACAGCCAGGGUCCUUCAGACGAUUAAAGAACCUCAAUACACUCCUUUUAAAUAACAAUCAUAUCAGAAGAAUCCCAAGAGGAGCCUUUGAAGAUUUGGAAAACCUUAAAUAUCUUUAUUUGUACAAGAAUGAAAUCCAGACAAUAGACCGGGAAGCCUUUAAGGGACUCGUCUCUUUAGAACAACUAUACCUGCACUUCAACAACAUUGAAUCAUUGGAGGCAGAGUCUUUCUCUCAUCUUCCCAAGCUUGAGCGUUUAUUUUUGCACAACAACAGAAUAACUCAUUUGACUUUAGGAACGUUCUCCAAUUUGCAGUCCAUGAAGAGACUGCGUCUGGACUCAAACACGCUGAACUGUGACUGUGAGUUGCUGUGGUUGGCCGAUCUGUUGAAGCAGUACGCAGAGUCCGGUAAUGCUCAGGCCGCAGCUACGUGCGACUUUCCCAGCCGCUUGCAAGGACGCUCGGUCGCAACUCUUACUGCAGUGGAGCUUAGCUGUGAAGUGCCACGGAUCACAUCUGAGCCUCAGGAUGUUGACGUAACCUCUGGGAAUACUGUGUACUUCACCUGCAGGGCAGAGGGCAACCCCAAACCACAGAUCAUCUGGCUCAGAAACAACAAUGCUCUGAACAUGAGGGACGACACUCGUCUGAAUCUUCUUGAAGAUGGAACCCUGAUGAUUCAGGACACCCGCGAGACAGAUCAGGGCGUGUAUCAAUGCAUGGCCAAAAAUGUUGCCGGAGAGGUGAAGACCUCUGAGGUCACCUUACGAUACUUCAGAUCACCAUCUCGUCCCAGUUUUGUGAUCCAGCCGCAGAACACCGAGGUUCUGGUGGGUGAAAGCGUGACCCUGGAGUGCAGUGCCACGGGUCAGCCACAGCCUCGUAUUACCUGGACUAAAGGAGACCAAACGGCCUUGCCGGUGGAUACUCGCAUCAACAUCACACCUUCUGGAGGUCUUUACAUUCAGAAUGUCAAUCAAGCUGAUGGAGGACAGUACACCUGCUUCGCAAGCAACAAUAUUGAUACCAUCCGUGCCAAUGCUAAUAUUAUAGUUCAAGCUCGCCCUCAGUUCACGGUGACUCCUCAGGAUCAGUCAGUGUUGGAAGGUCACACAGUCGAUUUUCACUGCGAAGCCAGUGGUUACCCCCAACCGGUCAUAGCGUGGACGCGUGGCGGCAGCUCUCUGCCCAAUGACAGAAGACAUGUUAUCCUUUCCACGGGCAGCUUGCGAAUCAGCCGUGUGGCUCUUCAUGACCAAGGCCAGUACGAAUGCCAAGCGGUCAGUCCUGUUGGCACUGCCAGAGCAGCUGUUCAACUGAACAUCCUUCAGUCCGUAAGGCCUGUUUUCACAAAUGCUCCAAGGGAUUUGACUGUGGAGUCUGGAUCAGAUGUCCAGAUUCCAUGCAGUGCUCUGAGUGAGCCAACACCUAUCCUCACAUGGAGCAAGGAUGGAGUCCAGAUUACAGAGAGCGGGAAGUUUCAUAUCAGUCCUGACGGUUAUCUGUUAGUGAAUGAUGUGGGCCUUGCUGAUGGAGGAAGAUACGAGUGUGUAGCUCGUAACUCCAUAGGUUAUUCCUCGUCGAGCAUGGUCCUAACGGUGCAAGUCCCACAGGUGAGCAGGGAGGGCGAUCCAUUCGUCUCAACUUCCCUUGAAGAGGCCAUUCGGAGUAUAAACAGUGCAAUAGACUCUACCAGGAGGCAGCUCUUUGACGGAUCUCCGCGUACCCCAGCCGAGCUGCUGGCUCUUUUCCGAUAUCCUCGGGACCCUUACACGGUGGAGCAGGCCAGAGCUGGAGAGAUUUUUGAGCAGACGUUACUCCUCAUUCAGAGACAUGUUAACCAGGGCCUCAUGGUGGAUACUAAUGGAACAGCCUUCCGCUACAAUGAUUUGGUGUCACCACGUUUCCUGGAUAUGAUUGCUAACCUGUCUGGCUGCAGAGCCCAUCGACGCUUCAACAACUGCUCGGAUAUCUGCUUCCACCAGAAGUAUCGCACCCACGAUGGCACGUGUAACAACCUGCAGCACCCGAUGUGGGGAGCCUCGCUCACUGCCUUCGAGCGCUUGCUCAAGCCCGUCUACGACAACGGAUUCAAUCUCCCUCGUGGUACCAUUCAGAGAUUGCACAACGGCUCACCUCUGCCACUUCCACGGCUCGUGUCUACCACCAUGAUCGGGACGGAGACCAUCACCCCUGACGAUCGCUAUACCCAUAUGCUCAUGCAAUGGGGCCAGUUCUUGGACCACGACUUGGAUUCGACCGUCGUAUCCCUUAGCCAGUCCCGUUUCUCAGAUGGACAGUUGUGCACUUCGGUGUGCACCAACGACCCACCUUGCUUUCCCAUCAUGUUCCCACCCAACGACCCUCGGCAGCGACGCAGUGGAGCGCGUUGCAUGUUCUUCGUGCGCUCCAGUCCUGUUUGCGGCAGCGGAAUGACCUCUCUGCUCAUGAAUUCGGUUUAUCCACGUGAACAGAUGAACCAGCUCACCUCCUACAUCGACGCUUCCAACGUGUACGGCAGCUCGAAGCACGAGGCAGAAGAGAUCCGUGACUUGGCCAGCCACAGAGGAAUGUUACGGCAGGGUAUCGUUCAGCGCACCGGCAAGCCGUUGCUGCCGUUCGCCACCGGGCCACCGACCGAGUGCAUGAGAGAUGAGAACGAAAGCCCCAUCCCUUGCUUCCUAGCUGGUGAUCAUCGAGCCAACGAGCAGCUUGGGCUGACAGCUAUGCACACGGUUUGGUUUCGCGAACAUAAUCGCAUUGCGAACGAGUUGCUGCGCCUCAACCCGCACUGGGACGGUGACACCAUUUACCACGAGGCACGGAAGAUAGUUGGAGCCCAGAUGCAGCACGUAACAUACAGCCAUUGGCUGCCCAAGAUACUCGGCGAGGCUGGAAUGAGGAUCAUGGGUGAAUAUAAUGGCUAUGAACCCAAUAUCAAUUCUGGUAUCCUCAAUGCUUUCGCGACCGCUGCCUUCCGCUUCGGCCACACGCUCAUUAAUCCAAUUCUGUAUCGGUUGGAUGAAAACUUUGAGCCCAUCCAGCAAGGACACAUUCUGCUGCAUAAAGCUUUCUUCUCGCCUUUCCGCAUCGUAAAUGAAGGAGGCAUCGAUCCGCUGCUCCGUGGCCUGUAUGGAGUUGCGGGAAAAAUGCGAGUGUCCACUCAACUGCUUAACACGGAGCUUACGGAACGUCUUUUCUCCAUGGCGCACGCUGUGGCUCUCGACCUCGCUGCCAUGAACAUUCAGAGGGGUCGUGAUCACGGUAUCCCACCGUAUAAUGACUACCGAGUGUUUUGCAAUCUUACAUCCGCUCAAACGUUUGAGGAUCUGAGGAAUGAGAUUCAGAACCCCAGCGUACGGGAAAAGCUUCAAAGACUCUAUGGCACACCUCUGAAUAUUGACUUGUUUCCUGCUCUGAUGGCUGAAGACCUGGUGCCCGGCAGCAGACUGGGACCAACUCUGAUGUGUUUACUGGCAACCCAGUUUAAACGGCUGAGAGAUGGUGACCGGUUUUGGUACGAGAACCCAGGCGUUUUCACCCCUGCACAGUUGACUCAGUUGAAGCAGACGUCUCUCGCCCGUGUGCUGUGUGACAAUGGUGACAACAUCACCCGCAUCCAAUCAGAUGUCUUCAGUGUGGCAGAGCUUCCUCACGGCUAUGGGAGUUGUGAUGAUCUGCCCAAGAUUGACCUGCGGAUGUGGCAGGACUGUUGUGAAGACUGUCGCACCAAAGGUCAGUUCAAUGCCCUGUCAUACCACUUCAGAGGUCGGAGGUCAGUGGAGCACAGCUAUGCUGAGGAGAAACCUGGCAGUAACAUCACAGAUUACCACAGCACUUUGAGAGAUGCUCAAGCUAACAUAAAUGUAUCACCACAGUCAAGCACUGAACCCACAGUCAAGGAUUUCCAGGACUUUGUUACAGACAUGCAAAAAACUAUCACGAGUUUACGAAAACAGAUAAAAAGACUUGAAGGCCGUCUGAGUAAGAGCGGCUGCACUGAUGAGGAGGGAAGAGAACGAGAAGACGGAGAAAGCUGGAAGAAGAACCACUGCACCAUGUGUCAGUGUAAAGAGCCCCAGGUGACGUGUUUCGUGGAAAAGUGCUCGCCGGUGGCAUGCGUGAAUCCCGUGACACCUAAAGGCUCGUGUUGUCCCGUGUGUCUCCACCAACAGCAGGAUAAUGAACAUCACAUAUAACCUCAGGACACUUAACCGAUGUGACCGUGAGCUCACGUCCCCAUGUUUUUUGUCAUCUUUCAGGGUUUUUUAUUGUUUGCUAUGUAUUGGUAUGUUUUAAUAGCGCCCCUCCACUUCACCUGGCAAGACAAAAAGCAUAAACGCGCAUUAUCUGUCUUGAAGUAUUUGAAUGGACAGAUGGAUGAAUGUGGGACUCCCUCCCUCAGGCCUCGGAUGACACCCGGAGUUGCUCAUUGACGGCGUAACCCCAGCCAAUGAAACGUCUCUGGACACGUCAUCUGUCCGGGAGCAUUCUCAGGUGGGAGAUGCUAAGAACUGGUGCUAUUUUACCCGAGUCUUAAAAGUAUUGUUUUAUGCGUUUUAUUGUUUUGCAAUAUACAAUGCAUCAUAUAUAUAUAUAUAUACACUCAUUAUGUGCUUUUGAAAACCACAUCUGAGCGAAUGUUGUUUUGUAGUUACUCUAAAAAUAAAAUUCAAAGCGAUUAUACUUUGACUAACGGUACAUUCACACGGGGCGUCAGAGUUAACGCUUCUCAUUUACUUUGAAUGGGUGACGUCAUACGUUGCUGAAUUGAAUUGUGGAUCCGUCGACGUCGCGUCAGAAGUUGAACAUCUCUCAACUUUUCGAGCGCCAACGUGUGCAUCAGCCAAUCAGAUUGCCUUAUGCAGCCAGAACAUAAUGUUUGUGCACGACCGGAGCACAGAGAAACACGUUCUGUUGGCCACCCUUCAGACCCGUCUUUCGUCAAGCGUUAACGCUUACGCCCGUGUUUAUGUACUGUAAAUGUUUAUGGUGCGUAGUGUCAUAUUCAGAACACAUGUAGGACUGAAUCUCCCGCUUUGGAUCUUCCUCAUGUGAAGAAUAAUGUGAAUACAAAUAUUUGCGAUGGGGAAAGAGAAACGCUACUGAUCACCAAAUGUUUGUUUCCCGAACUCGAGACUUGGUUUGCUUUACCUUGACAGAAAGAUGUUUUCGGGAGGUAGAAGGUUUCCGUCACGAGGGUCUCUGUUAAGAUGUUACUGUACGUUUCUAUAACACACCAGCACAGUAUUUAUUUCCUUAUGUUCUUAUUAUGAAUGAAGGUUCAGAUGUUUCCUCCAGGCCUCAAACAGUGUUAGGAUAUAAAGGAUGUAAACAAUUGCAGUUACAUCACUUGAAGCGUACACACUUCUCUCCAUUCGCAUCAUCCAGAUUUCUUUUGUGUUUACAAAUGAUGUAAACUUUGACACAUUAAUAACAGAGGCCUAUCAUUUAUCUCUUUUCUUUUGUGUGGUCUCACUUAUAAAGAUAAAGCCAUAUGAAAGGGACUGCAAUGGUGAAAGACGUCCCUUUUCUUUCUAGACUACUACCCCUUUAAAAGCAUUCCCAUUGCAGACUGGUUAAUAAUCACGGAUCACUGUUUGGUUUGUAUUUUUACUCUCAUGUUUGUUAUUGUCUCCUACAGUAUGUGACACUCAGGUUGUGUCCAUGUCAGGGUUUUAUUACUCCCAAAUGGUGUUCCUUCCCUCCCUAAUGAUCUUACGACUUCCCCAAAAUCAAACUGUACCUAUCUGCCGUGGAAUGCACUGCCCAUCAGGACUGAACACGCUCGAGUCGAUUCUCAUACGUUUUGUAUUUUUGCCAAAGAUUGUUUGCACUGUAAUGUAUUCAUUUCAACAAUAAUAAAAUGACCACAUAUGAAAUAGAAAACUGUGUCAUUUUCAAUAAAAAUGCAAAAGUAAACCAACAAAUAA
Messenger RNA from Paramisgurnus dabryanus, 6234 nucleotides. The record is from RefSeq and is a predicted model, not a curated record. NCBI's taxonomy places the organism in Eukaryota, Metazoa, Chordata, Actinopteri, Cypriniformes, Cobitidae.